Molecule: messenger RNA, 663 nt
Organism: Aspergillus oryzae RIB40
Lineage: Eukaryota; Fungi; Ascomycota; Eurotiomycetes; Eurotiales; Aspergillaceae
Product: ribosome biogenesis protein RRS1
Exons: 2
Coding region: 1-663 (220 amino acids)
Biological process (GO): endonucleolytic cleavage in ITS1 to separate SSU-rRNA from 5.8S rRNA and LSU-rRNA from tricistronic rRNA transcript (SSU-rRNA, 5.8S rRNA, LSU-rRNA); ribosomal large subunit export from nucleus; ribosome biogenesis
Cellular component (GO): nucleus; preribosome, large subunit precursor; nucleolus
Molecular function (GO): protein binding
Source: RefSeq, a predicted model, not a curated record
AUGUCGGAAACCGCAACAACGACAGCUGCCUCCGCGGCAUCGAAAUCAAAGCCCGAGAGAUUGCCCAUUACAGUCUCCAAACCUACUCCAUACACUUUUGAUCUCGGCCAUCUCCUCGCGAAUGACCCCAACCCUCUUGAAAUCUCUCGGUCCGAACCAGUAAAUGUCUCUCUGAAGGCCACCGCCCGCGAUGGUGUGCAGUCUCUCCUCAACCAACUUCUCACUACUUGUCCUAUUACCUCCUCACAACAAGGUGUGCUCCUGACGCUUCCUGCUCCCACAACUGUUCUUCCCAGACAUAAGCCCCUGCCGACACCCAAGCCACCCACCAAGUGGGAACUUUUCGCGCGCAAGAAGGGCAUUGGCAGAUUCAGUGGCAAGGCUGGUGCUGGACUUGCUGAGAAGGAGCGCCGGAAGAAGCUGGUCUAUGAUGAAGAGAAGGGCGAGUGGGUUCCUCGUUGGGGUUAUAAGGGAAAGAAUAAGUCGGAUGAGGAUUGGUUGGUUGAAGUAAAUGAGAAGGAUUGGAAGAAAGAGGAGGAAGCUGCGGCUAAGGGAAGCUCGAUUCGUGGGAUGUCGCGGGCUGAGCGUAAGGAGAGGAUACGACGAAACGAAAGGAAGAUGAGGAACAAUGAACGGAAAUCCAGGAAGUCGGGUGGUGGUUAA